AUGUCGACAAGGAGACAAUCGGCUCAAGAAGCCAAUGUUACUAUAAAUAUGGGACCAUCAAGUAAUAAGCGGGUUAAUCAAGUAUUAAAACUCCCACCACCACCACCACUAACUUAUGAUGAUAGUAUUAACGAUAGUGAUUUCCCCGAAAACCACCCAGAACAAUCAUUUAGAUCAAAAGAGGAAAGUGAUGUCAAUUCUGGUAAACCUAGAUUGCCUGAAUUCUUACAAAAUAUGGGCCCUGGUUUAUCACCAUUGAAAGAACAUCCACCGGUUACAUUAUCUUGGCAUAAUGUUCGAGUUCAAGCACCAUCCCAGCAGGGCUUUAUUAAGCAAAAAAUUAAUGGGUGUUUGGGUAAAGAAAUACAAGGACCUAAAGAGUUGGUCAAAGGAGUGAGUGGCAUUGUUAAAGCAGGCGAGAUGUGUGCAAUAAUGGGAGCUAGUGGUGCUGGUAAAACAACUUUAUUGAAUGUAAUGACUCAUCGUCGGCAAGGUAAACUGGAAAUUAGUGCUGAUAUUCGAAUCAAUGGUCAAAAAUUGAAAAAAGAUAUAUCUGGUGUAUCAGCUUUUGUUCAACAAGAAGAAUUAUUUAUUGGCUCAUUAACUGUUCGAGAACAUCUUCGAUUUCAUUCUAUGCUUCGUCUUGGAAAAGAAUUUACAAAAGAUGAACGAAAUAAUCGUGUGGAUGAAGUUCUUCAUUUUCUCAAUCUGACCAAAACUGAAAAUACAACAAUUGGUAUUGGAGCUGUUGUUAAAGGUUUAUCAGGUGGUGAAAAACGUCGUUUAACAUUUGCUACCGAAAUUCUUAGUGAUCCUCCAUUACUUUUUUGUGAUGAACCAACAUCUGGCUUGGAUUCAUCUAUGGCAUUUAUUUUAGUGCAAGCAAUGAGAAAAUUAGCUGAUCAAGGCAAAACCAUUGUUUGUACAAUUCAUCAGCCAUCGUCAGAAAUCUUCUUUUUGUUUGACACAUUGUAUUUAUUAGCUGAAGGACGAUUGGCAUAUUUUGGUUCACUGGAAAAGGCUCCUGCAUAUUUUCGACAAUUCGAUUUGGAAAUUCCACGUAAUUAUAACCCAGCUGAUUUUUACAUUCGACAACUUGCUAUUUAUCCAAGGACUCGUGAAGAAAAUCUUGCUCAAAUCGAACUUAUUUGUGAUGCAUAUGAAAACUCUUCGCAAUACGCUCGUUAUCAAUCGGAAAUAAUUCCUCUUCAUUCAUCAAAUGUAGAAGAUGAGAAGCAUAGUUUUUUUCUGCGAUUGUUUCAACAAUGGUGUGGUGAAGAUGAAAACAAUAGUUCAAAUGAUGUUAACAAAACUGAUAAAAAACAGUCUAGAUAUAAAACGGGUAGUAUGACGCAAUUUCGCUGGUUGAUAUGGCGUAAUUUCGUUGAUCUCUCUAAAAAUCCAUUUGAAAUUCGACUUCGUCUUAUACUUGCUCUAUUCGUUGGUACUCUUAUUGGUCUUUUGUAUUUUCGUCUUUCUUACAAUCAAACAGCUGUACAGAAUUUUAAUGCAUUACUUUUUUUAACACUUAUUAAUACAUCCUUUGCAAAUAUUUUCGCUAUUACACAAAGCUACACUAAGGAAUAUCCAAUAUUUUACAAAGAGCAUGAUGAUGCUGUUUAUCGUGUAACUCCAUAUUAUUUAGCAAAAUUUACUACUGAACUUCCUAUGGUUGCAAUAACGACCAUUAUUCAAAUAACGAUUACGUAUUGGAUAUCAAAUUUAUAUGGAACAGCAAAACGCUUUUUUAUCUUUAUUGGAAUAAUCGUUUUGAAUAGUUUUGCGGCUGUCGGUCUUGGUUCCGUUAUAUCUGUUCUUGCAAAUUCACCUGAACAAGCACAAGCCAUACAAAUACCAAUUCUUCUUCCAUUAAUGGUUUUUGGCGGAUUCUUUCUAAAUAAUAAUUCUGGUCAAGAAUGGUUAAAUUGGAUUAAAUAUAUUAGUUGGUUUUAUUAUGGUAACGAAGCAUUGAUCAUAAAUCAGUGGGCAGAUGUUGAUUAUUUGCCAUGUAACAUGCAAUCACCUAAUCUUCCAUGUUAUCAUAAUGGUGAUGAAGUUUUACAAUUAGUCUAUUUUAAUAAGUCUCACUUUGGUCGUGAUAUUGGUCUCCUUGUUGUUAUAUGGUUGGUUUUACGAGUUUUGAGCUACAUCAUCUUACUUUAUAAAGCUAAAUUUCAUAAAUAG
Rotaria socialis is the source of this 2184-nucleotide messenger RNA. The record is from the annotation of a GenBank genome assembly. NCBI's taxonomy places the organism in Eukaryota, Metazoa, Rotifera, Eurotatoria, Philodinida, Philodinidae.